Fusarium sp. VM40 is the source of this 1191-nucleotide messenger RNA. Lineage: Eukaryota; Fungi; Ascomycota; Sordariomycetes; Hypocreales; Nectriaceae. The record is from the annotation of a GenBank genome assembly.
AUGGCCAACCUCCCCCCUGUCUAUAUCGUCUCUACGGCUCGCACGCCUAUCGGUUCUUUCCUUGGCUCUCUGUCAAGCCAGACCGCUGUUCAAUUGGGCUCUGUUGCUAUCAAGGGUGCUGUUGAGCGUGCUGGUAUUAAGCCUGAGGAUGUCGACGAGGUAUUCUUUGGCAAUGUCCUCUCUGCUGGUGUCGGUCAGGGCCCUGCCCGUCAGUGUGCCCUUGGUGCUGGCCUUCCCCAGACCGUUAUCGCUACCACCGUGAACAAGGUCUGCGCUUCAUCUCUCAAGGCCAUUAUCCUCGGUGCUCAGAACAUUAUGCUCGGCACCUCUGAUAUCGUUGUUGCUGGCGGAACCGAGUCCAUGUCCAACACUCCUCACUACCUCCCCAACCUCCGAAACGGUGCCAAGUACGGCGACCAAACACUCGUCGACGGCGUUCUCAAGGAUGGUCUGACCGACUCUUUCAAGAAGGACCACAUGGGUAUCGCUGCUGAGCUCUGUGUCCAAGACUACGAGCUCACCCGUGAGGAACAGGACGAGUACGCCAUCAACUCCUACAAGAAGGCCCAGGCUGCCACCGAGGCCGGUCUUUUCACCGAGAUCGUCCCCGUUGAGAUCCCUGGCGCUCGUGGCAAGCCUUCCACCAAGGUCGACCGCGACGACGAGGUCAAAAACCUGAACGUUGAGAAGCUCAAGGCCAUGCGUCCUGCUUUCAAGCCUGACGGCAGUGUCACUGCUCCCAACGCUGCCCCCAUCAACGACGGUGCUGCCGCUGUUGUUCUUGUCUCCGAGGCCAAGCUCAAGGAGCUUAACCUCAAGCCUGUCGCCAAGAUUCUUGGUUGGGGUGAUGCUGAGCGUGAGCCCGAGCGAUUCACCGUCGCUCCUGCUCUAGCCAUUCCCAAGGCCAUCAAGCAUGCCGGUUUGACCGCUGAUCAGGUUGAGUACUACGAGAUCAACGAGGCCUUCUCUGCUGUUGCCCUCGCUAAUGUCAAGAUCCUUGGUCUCAACCCCGACACCGUUAACGUUUACGGUGGCUCUGUUGCUAUUGGUCACCCUCUUGGCUGCUCUGGUGCUCGUAUUGUCACCACCCUCACCUCCGUGCUGAAGGAGAGGAAGGCCAAGAUUGGUGCUGUUGGUAUCUGCAACGGUGGCGGUGGCGCUUCUGCCAUGGUUAUCGAGAACCUGCAAUAA